UUCGUCGAUUCAAAUAGAAAGAUAAUGCUCUAGAGAUAUGGCUGGCGCAGUUGUUGUGCUCGACAAUGGGGCAUACACAGCCAAGGUGGGCCUGGCGAACCAGGAGGAGCCGCGAGUUGUCCCAAAUUGCGUAAUGAAGGCCAAGAGCGAGCGGCGGCGGGCGUUUGUGGGUAAUCAAAUCGAAGACUGCCGCGAUACCUCGGCCCUGUUCUACAUCCUGGCCUUUCAGCGUGGCUACCUGCUAAACUGGGAGACCCAGAAGACUGUGUGGGACUACAUCUUCAGCAAGGAGGGCAUCGGAUGCAGCCUGGAAAAUCGGAUCAUAGUCAUAACGGAACCGCAGAUGAACUUUCCCAGCGUGCAGGAGGCAAUGCUGGAGAUGCUCUUCGAGCAAUAUCAUGUGGCCGGUGUUUAUAAGACGACGGCAGCCGAUCUGGCGGCCUUUAACUAUGUCACCGACAGCAAGGAGCGCACCACGAUGCAGACCCUCAACUGCAUUAUCAUUGAUGUUGGCUACAGCUUCACCCACAUUGUGCCGUUUGUGCUGGGCAGGCGAGUGCUUGAGGGCAUUCGUCGCAUCGACAUGGGUGGAAAGGCGCUGACUAAUUACCUGAAGGAACUCAUCUCCUACAGGCAGCUGAACAUGAUGGACGAGAGCCAUGUGGUGAACCAGAUCAAGGAGGAUGUCUGCUUUGUGGCCGAGGACUUCAAGGAGGCCAUGCGGGUGCAUCAGUGCGAGCAGAAGCGCAAGGAGGUGGCCGUCGACUAUGUCCUGCCCGACUUUACGACCAACAAGCGUGGCUAUGUCCGGAUACCGGCGCGGCCACGCAUGGACGAGGAAACAAUGCAGACAGUGCCGCUGUGUAACGAACGCUUCACCGUGCCCGAGCUGCUCUUCAAUCCAUCGAACAUUGGCAUCCAACAGGUGGGCAUACCGGAGGCGGUGGUCGAUUGCCUGAAGGCCUGUCCCUGGCAGGCCCAUCGCGAGCUCUUGCUUAACGUUCUGAUUGUGGGCGGCAGUGCUCAGUUUCCCGGCUUCCUGCCGCGACUCAAGAAGGAUCUGCGCGCUCUGGUGCCCCACGAUCUGGAGGUGUCGUACAUCUGCCCCAAGGAUCCAGUCCGCUAUGCCUGGUACGGCGGCAGGAAGGUGGCCAAGAGUGCCAAUUUCAAAGAAUUAGUCUACACGCGCGACGAGUACGAGGAAUUUGGAGUCCAUGGGAUAAACCAGCGGUGAACGGGAUUUAUUUUUACCAGAAAAUGAGAACCUACCAAAUGUAUUUACGUGAGCACCCUUCUUAUUUUUAAAAACAAACCUAAGAUCGCUAUCGAUACGAUAUACAGUGCGAUGCCUUUUAAGCGACUUAAUUCAAAUUACACAAAAACAUUCCAUAACCGUAACCGUAACACUUCGUUUAAUAAAUAUUUAGCCGAUUUCGUGUUAAUACACAUA
This is a messenger RNA of Drosophila guanche, 1450 nucleotides long. Its product is annotated as actin-related protein 6-like. The transcript has a single exon. The coding region runs from base 38 to 1234 and encodes 398 amino acids. NCBI's taxonomy places the organism in Eukaryota, Metazoa, Arthropoda, Insecta, Diptera, Drosophilidae. Gene Ontology annotation, molecular function: nucleosome binding. The record is from RefSeq and is a predicted model, not a curated record. Gene Ontology annotation, cellular component: Swr1 complex.